UUUAGAUUAAAUUUAAAUUAGUGAUUAGAUUUUAUAAUGGCACGUCUUCCUGAUGUGCUAUAGCAAUCCAUGGUUAUUAAGGAAUAUUUGUUGUAGUGAAAGGUGCUGGUGGCAGUGGUAGCGGUGCUAUCACUGGUUGCUGCUGUCAUUGGCAGCUGCUGGUAUUGUAUGCAACUGCUACAACUGUCUUUGUUUAUUAGGAUGACUGAAUAGGAGUUUGCAAGCCCUCAGUCUUGGGUCUAGUUCUGGAUUGCUGCUAGUUUAGCUGCUGCAAUUGGAUGAUCAUUGUUCUUUCCAUUGUGGAGGACCUGGACAAGCAGUAUGCGGAUGUCUUGUUGCCAUUGAAGGAAAAUUUGACACCCAAGAAAUUUGGUCUCAAAUAUGUACAGAAGCUCACAAAACGAUCUGUGUGCCCUUAUGUGGUCCCAGAUGAGCUUGGAAUUCUUUUGAAUUCCAUGAAGAGGAUGCUUGACAUAUUGCGGUCCAAGAUAGAACAUCAGUUGAAGUCAUGGGGUUCUUGCAUCCCUGAUCGGGGAAGCACAACCCCUGGAGAGCGCCUCAGUGAAGUAACUGUGAUGCUUAGAACAAAGUUCAGGAAUUACCUGCAAGCAGUUGUGGAGAAGCUAGCAGAAAAUGUGAGUAUCAUUCUCGAAAUUAAACGCAUAUCCUUAAAGCUGUGGUUGGAUCAUGAAUUGGAUAGGGAUUUGUCAAGGUUACAGAAUGCUACAAAACUUCAUCAUUGUCCAUUAAUUGUAAAAGGACGAAAGACCCCUCCUCCACCUCGCCCGCGUGUAAUCGAUUUUGCAAAAACCCAUUCCCAUUCCAACUAUUCAAUUCACAAAAUUUUCAGAACAAAAACUGAAUCCACGAAACCAGAUUCACAUCGCCUCACCAACGUCGUCGUCGUCCACCGUCCACCGUCGACCCCAGAUUCCUCUUCAUCUCAUCGCUGCGAAGGUUUACAUCGGAAGGAGGGUGCUUCUUCGUCGUUGGAUUGA
Messenger RNA from Camellia sinensis, 998 nucleotides. The record is from RefSeq and is a predicted model, not a curated record. NCBI's taxonomy places the organism in Eukaryota, Viridiplantae, Streptophyta, Magnoliopsida, Ericales, Theaceae.